AUGAAACAGCAAGAGCAUUGCUACACCUUCUGGAUGGUUUACUUCUAUGAAUCUGAGCCGCUGGAAGGCUCAAGAAAGUACCAGAUCGCGACGGGAAAGGACAAAUAUGAAAAUGACCUACUGAUUAAGUAUGGUUAUCGGGAGCUGAACUACGUCUGGUUUCACACCGAUAAAUACUCCAGCGGACAUGUAUACCUGAAGCUGCAUCCUGACGAGAAAUCUCUAGAUGAUGUGCCUGCAGAGGUUGUCAACGACUGCCUGCAGUUGUGUAAAUCGAUGUCAAUUCAGGGCAACAAAAUGAACCAGUGUACCAUUUUACAAACCCCAUGGCAUAAUUUGAGGAAAAACCAGUACAUGAAGCCAGGGGAAGUCUCAUUCAAGUCCUUACAAAGGGUGCGAAAGAAACAAUGCUUUGCCCGGGAUCAGCGGCUAUUGAAUAGACUAGCGAAAACUCGCGUUGAGGUUACUGACGAAGUAGAACAACUACUCCAUCAAGCGAAGAAGAGUAAGGACGGUGAUUUUUUCCUACGAUACGUCGCCGAUAACCGAGAGAAACUCAUCGAAGAAGCCAGGGUUAGGAAGCAAGAUAAAAAGCGGCGCAAAAAGAGGGAACAAGAGGACGGGUCUGAUUCUAAUCUUUCAUCUUGA
This is a messenger RNA of Torulaspora globosa, 648 nucleotides long. RefSeq names its product Jlp2p (gene JLP2). NCBI's taxonomy places the organism in Eukaryota, Fungi, Ascomycota, Saccharomycetes, Saccharomycetales, Saccharomycetaceae. The transcript has a single exon. The coding region runs from base 1 to 648 and encodes 215 amino acids. The record is from RefSeq and is a predicted model, not a curated record.